Messenger RNA from Dendroctonus ponderosae (mountain pine beetle), 919 nucleotides. RefSeq lists its product as uncharacterized. Bases 457 to 861 code for a protein of 134 amino acids. The transcript has 4 exons. NCBI's taxonomy places the organism in Eukaryota, Metazoa, Arthropoda, Insecta, Coleoptera, Curculionidae. The record is from RefSeq and is a predicted model, not a curated record.
CCUAGAUGAAAGAAAAUGCUAUAUACAGGGUGGUUCACACAACAAAUCGCGUUUCCAUUUAAGGCUGUUUCUCAGGCCCAUGGCUAACGAGGUACAAACAUUUUUUUGAAACACCCGGUAUGUCGUUAACCAAAGAACUCCUCCACACACCAGUAUCACCCUGUAUAAAAAAUGCGCUUUAGAGAGGAAAUGGGCGCUUCCGGUGGCCCCCCGAAGAACCAGUGGCGCGCAGCGCCCGCCCCACCAAGGAGAAAGCGCGGUCGCUCAUUAAGUGGCGCGUCUUUGGCCAGGCCGGUUCGCUCCUCUGGCUGUGGAAAGAAAGUGCGUUAGAGAAAGCGGGCCCCAGCAGCCCCCAGGCGUUCGCCCCACAGUUGCAUGUGACCCACUUUCAUCCACCUGCAAAGUGCAUUCGCAGGUGCACCAGUUGCAUAAUCCGGCGGAAACCAGCGGCGCGCCAUGGCGUUCAGGCCCGAGGAAAUCUACUGGAGCGCCACUGAGUCCGACAGCGACGAAGGGCCCCCUCCGGCAGCGCAGCCCUACAUCGACCCCUGGGACCUGGAGAACUACGCCUACAUCAGGGCGCACCUGGACUCGAUGGGGAGCAGCCCCAAGGGGCCCAACGACGACUACGCCGACAUCGACGACGUCCAGUAUGGGGGGCGGCGCCCCGACAGCGCCCACGCCUAUGACUAUGAAUCGCCUGCCGAUUACUAUGACAAGGGGGCCCCUAUGCUGGAGAGCGGCCAACUGCCGCUGGAAGGGGGGCGCCCCAAUUUCGGCCUCUCCAACUACGGCCACCUGCAGAUCGACUACUCGCUCAGCUGGAGCCACCUGCACCAGUACAUCCGCUACCACACUUAGUUAGGGGCCCCCUUAGUUUGUACUUUUAUACGUUUACAUUAAACAAGCUAGAAAAUGA